AUGGAUAACACCACUCAACCCACCCAACAGGCUACACAGGCCACACAACGGUUCCUUAUUGAGAAGUUCUCCCAGGAACAGAUCGAUGAGAACAUCGUCUGCAGGAUCAUUUGCACGACGGGACAGAUACCCAUUAGAGAUCUGAAGGGAGAUAUUGCUGAGAUUGUGAAGGUGGAUCAAUCGAUAAAGAAGGUUUGGACCUUUGGGAGAAAUGUUACUUGUGACUAUCAUUUCGGUAAUAUUACCAGAUUAUCUAAUGUACAUUUUAAGAUUUUACUUGGUGAAGAUGGAAAUUUGUUGUUGAAGGACGUUUCUACCAAUGGGACGUGGCUUAAUGGUGUCAAGUUGAUUAAGGAUAGCAAUCAAUUACUUUCACAGGGAGAUGAGAUUACUGUGGGUGUCGGGAUCGAUUCCGAUGUGCUAUCGUUAGUAGUGUUUAUUAAUGAAAGAUUUAGGAAAACUUUACAACAAGCUACUUUGGAAAACUUGAGACCGAAUAGUAGAAUUCUUGCCUUUACGAAAAACGGUGCCAAAUUAGAUCAAUUGGGAGAGUCUACAUUGACAGGUAUAUUUAAAGAUUUUUCCAUUCAGGAUGAAGUAGUCGGACAAGGUGCCUUUGCCACAGUGAAGAAGGCUGUGGAGAGAUCUACGGGGAAGACAUUUGCAGUAAAGAUCAUUAGUAAGAGAAAAGUCAUGGGUAAUAUGGAAGGUGUUAGUAGAGAAUUAGAAGUGUUGCAACAGUUAGACCAUCCAAGAAUUGUACGACUUAAAGGUUUCUAUGAAGAUAAGGAUAGUUAUUAUAUGGUGAUGGAAUUUGUAUCUGGUGGUGAUCUUAUGGAUUUUGUUGCAGCUCAUGGUGCUGUUGGUGAAGAAGCUGGAAAAGAAAUAUCGCGACAAAUAUUAGAAGCUGUCAAAUACAUUCAUUCAAAGGGGAUCAGUCAUAGAGAUUUGAAGCCAGACAAUAUUUUAAUUGAACAGGAUGACCCUGUCCUUGUAAAGAUAACAGAUUUUGGAUUAGCAAAAGUACAAGGUAAUGGUAGUUUUAUGAAGACAUUUUGUGGAACUCUAGCAUACGUAGCACCAGAAGUUAUAGGUGGUAAAGGUGAAACCAAUGAAGAGAGAAAUGAAUACUCAUCAUUAGUUGAUAUGUGGUCGAUGGGUUGCUUAGUUUAUGUCAUCUUAACUGGGCACCUUCCCUUCAGUGGAAGCACACAAGAACAAUUAUACAAACAAAUAAGUCGAGGAUCAUACCAUGAGGGACCAUUAAAAGAUUUUCGAAUCUCUGAUGAAGCAAGAAGCUUUAUUGAUUCAUUAUUACAAGUGAACCCAGGUAAUAGACUAACUGCAGCAAGGGCUCUAGAGCACCCUUGGAUCAAAAUGGCACAAUAUUCCCAAUCAUUUAAGGAAGCAUCACAAAUUUCCUUAACAGAAUCCUUAUCUCAACAAAAAUUACUGGAGAGCAUGGAUGAUGCACAAUAUGAAUUUGUUAAGGCUCAAAGAAAGCAACAAUUACAACAAUUAGAAGAGGGUAAUAAACCAAAGGGGUUCAAGAUUCCAGGUAAUCCUUUAAUUCGAUUUACUCAACAGGGGAAGACAACCAGUCAAGAGAGGGAAGUGGAGAAAGGUAAGGGCAAUACUACAACCAGUGUAAUAAAAAAGAAGAAAGGGCAGGGCAAGUUCCUGACAUUACGACCACUUCCUGAUAGUAGAAUUCAAGAAAACUUAACGAUUAAACAAGGUGUGAAUCCAUUCUUUAUUGGAAGAUCUGAAGAUUGUAACUGUAAGAUCGAAGAUAACAGAUUAUCCAGAGUGCAUUGUUUCAUAUUGAAGAAAAGACAUGCCGUGGGGAAUAGUAUCUAUGAAUCACCUGCGCAAGGUUUAGAUGAUAUUUGGUACUGCCAUUAUGGUACCAAUGUUAGUUACUUGAAUGAUGUGAAGCUAGGACAAGGCACCAAAGUGCUACUACACGAGGGGGAUGAACUUAAGAUAAUCUGGGAUAAAAAUAAUGCAUUCCUCAUUGGAUUCAAAGUUGAGAUCAAUGAUACAACUGGGUUGUUUAAUAGUGGAGUAGGUUUCCCCAUGAAUGAUCGUCAAAUACUCAAGCAGACGGAAGAUGAAAAAAGUUUAGUAAGGCGAUUAGGUGAAAUGAUGGCAAUUCAAAGAGCAAAUAUUUCUUCUUCACCAACUAAUAGAAAGAUCAAACAACAACAGAUGAGCACGUCCUCACCUAUACCUGUUCGCAUGAAAAUUGAAGACUCUUCUCCCUAUGAUAAAAACAAGAUCCUCAAGAGAGUUCAUUCUGUUAGUUUAUCUCAGUCUCAAAUCGACCCAAGUAAGAGAGUCAAGAGGGCCAAAUUGGACCCGACAACGAAAGAGAAUGAUAAUCUACAAUUUAUAUAA
This is a messenger RNA of Naumovozyma castellii, 2400 nucleotides long. It is a transcript of the gene RAD53, whose product is annotated as serine/threonine/tyrosine protein kinase RAD53. Lineage: Eukaryota; Fungi; Ascomycota; Saccharomycetes; Saccharomycetales; Saccharomycetaceae. The transcript has a single exon. The record is from RefSeq and is a predicted model, not a curated record. The coding region runs from base 1 to 2400 and encodes 799 amino acids.